Molecule: messenger RNA, 2466 nt
Organism: Pneumocystis carinii B80
Lineage: Eukaryota; Fungi; Ascomycota; Pneumocystomycetes; Pneumocystales; Pneumocystaceae
Exons: 15
Coding region: 1-2466 (821 amino acids)
Biological process (GO): phosphatidylinositol-3-phosphate biosynthetic process; autophagosome assembly; phosphatidylinositol-mediated signaling
Cellular component (GO): phosphatidylinositol 3-kinase complex, class III, type I; peroxisome; endosome
Molecular function (GO): 1-phosphatidylinositol-3-kinase activity
Source: RefSeq, a predicted model, not a curated record
AUGGGGAAUUCUACAUAUUCAUUUUGUACAUCAUCUCAGUUACAUUUUCCUAUUCAUAUUAAAAUUGGAACAAUUAAAGGCAAUCUUUCAGCAAUAUUUAAUAGUAUAGAUUAUCUUAAAAAUCAAAAUGAAGAUAAAAAAGAUUUUUUUCCGGAUCUUUUUGUUACAGUUCAACUUUAUUCAGAUAAUAAAGCUUUAACAUUGCCAAAUAGAACACGUUAUAAGAAUUUUAAAUAUAAGAAAAUAUGGAACGAAUGGCUUUCAUUUCCAUUAAAUUAUUCAGAUCUUCCAUUAAACGCACAAUUUGCAAUAGUAAUUAAUGAUGCUUAUGGAUCUAAAUUAAAUAGACCUUUUGCUAGUACAACAGUGAAACUAUUUUCACCUGAUAAAACAUUAAAAACGGGCCUUCAGAAGCUUAAUUUAUUUAUUGGUGUUCCAGCAGAUGGAAAUAAUGAUUCAAGUACAUCUGAUGAUAUUUCUUUUCCAAAUGAUAUGAAUCAUUUGGAAAUGCUUGUUAAAAAGUAUGAAGCAGGAGAUAUACAAAAAGUUAAAUGGCUGGACAAUCUUGCUUUUCAUCAAAUUGAAAAAAUACGUCAAAAACAUCUUGAUAAGCUUGAGUCUUUAGUACUUUACAUUGAUUUUCCUCAAUUUGAUUUUCCUAUUUUGUUUUCAGAAUAUGAAUAUCCAGCUGCUCUUAGUUUUUCAUUUAAUGAAAAACUAUCAUCUUCUAAACUUAUUCUUACACCUCCAGAUCCUGAAUUAUUUAGGGAAAAUUUAAUUGAGACUAAAUACAGAUGUUUAAUAAGAUCACAUAAAAAUGGGCCAUUAGACAGAGAGCUAAAGCCUAAUUCUAAUAUAAGAGAUCAACUUAAUAUAAUAAUGACAUUUCCUCCAACUCAGGAAUUAACUUCUGAAGAGAAAGAUUUAAUAUGGAAAUUUAGAUUUUAUCUUACUAGAGAUAAAAGGGCUUUGGCAAAAUUUCUUAAAGCUGUUGUAUGGACAGAUGUUAUUGAAGUGAAACAGGCCCAUGACCUCCUCAGAUUAUGGACUGAAAUUGAUAUUGAUGAUGCUCUUGAAUUACUUGGUCCUGGAUUUAGAGAUGAUGUUGUUAGAGGCUAUGCUGUAGAUAGACUAAGAAAAGCAGACGAUGAUGACCUGAUGUUAUAUCUUCUGCAACUGGUUCAGGCUCUUCGUUUUGAGAAUCCAACUUUAGAAAUAUCAAAAAUAAAUAACUAUCCAUCAUCUCUUGCUUAUUUUUUAAUUGAAAGAGCUAUUAAAAAUGAAGUACUAGGAAUUAAUUUUUACUGGUAUUUAAUGGUUGAAUGUGAAGAUAAAACAUGUGGAAAGUUAUUUUCAGAAAUUGCUUAUCAAUUUAUGACUAGUUUAAUGGAGGUUCCAAAUGGAUUAAUACGGCAAAAUAUUUUGAAAAGACAGGCAGAAUUGUUAGCAUCAUUGUUGUUUAUAUCUAAAGAAGUUCGUUCUAUAAAAGAAUCACGUCCUAAGAAAAUUGAACGUCUUCGUUAUUAUCUUUCCAAUCCAGAUAAUUGUUUAAUCAAAUUUGAACCUCUUUCACUACCUUUGGAUCCUUCUAUUUCUGUUGUAGGAAUAAUUCCAGCUGAAUCAACUGUGUUUAAAAGUAGUCUUUUUCCUCUUCUUAUAUGUUUUAAAACAACGACUGGAUCAUUAUAUUCCAUUAUUUUUAAGAAUGGUGAUGAUUUGCGACAAGAUCAAUUAGUUAUACAGAUGGUUUCUCUUAUGGAUAAGCUUUUACGUAAUGAAAAUCUUGAUCUUAGAUUAACUCCAUAUAAAAUUCUUGCAACUGGUGUAAAUCAUGGCGCUGUACAAUUCAUACAAAGCAUAAGUUUAAUGACAUGUUUAACUGAAUACAAUGGAAGCAUUCUUGCAUAUUUUAGAUCUAAUAGUCCUGAUAAUUCUUCAGAAUUGGGUGUCAAGGCAGAAGUAAUGGAUACUUAUGUAAAAAGCUGUGCAGGUUACUGUGUAAUAACAUAUUUACUUGGCGUUGGUGAUAGACAUCUUGAUAAUUUGCUUCUGUGUUCUGAUGGCCAUUUUUUUCAUGCAGAUUUUGGUUUUAUUCUUGGAAGAGACCCUAAACCAUUUUCACCAGCAAUGAAACUUUGUAAAGAAAUGGUAGAAGGAAUGGGGGGUGCAUCGUCAUCAUAUUAUUCUCAAUUCAAGUCUUAUUGUUACACUGCAUUCAUUACAUUACGAAAAUCUUCAAACCUUAUUAUAAACUUAUUUGCAUUGAUGUUGGAAUCUAACAUUUCUGAUAUUAAAUAUGGUCCAGAUAAAUCUGUAUUAAAGGUUAUCAAAGAAAGGUUUUGUUUAGAAAUGACUGACGAAGAAGCAAUAAAAUAUUUUCAACAACUCAUUAAUGACUCUGUUUCUGCAUUUUUUCCUGUUCUUAUAGACAGAGUUCAUAAUAUUGCACAAUAUUGGAGAAGCUGA